UUAUAAAAAACAAAAAUUUAAAAAUGGGUCGUGCUGAGGCUGGUACGCCCAAGUACCUCGCCAAUAAAAUGAAGGCGAAGGGCUUGCAGAAGUUGCGAUGGUAUUGCCAAAUGUGCGAAAAGCAGUGCCGCGACGAGAACGGCUUCAAAUGCCACACCAUGAGUGAGUCGCAUCAGCGGCAACUCUUGCUGUUUGCAGACUCGCCUGGAAAGUUUCUGCACAACUUCUCGAAAGAGUUCUCCGAUGGUUACCUGGAGCUGCUGCGCCGGCGGUUCGGCACCAAGCGUACCAAUGCCAACAAGAUAUACCAGGAGUACAUUGCGCACAAGGAACACAUCCACAUGAAUGCCACCCGCUGGCUAACACUCUCCGAUUAUGUCAAGUGGCUGGGAAGGACUGGCCAGGUUGUAGCGGACGAAACGGAAAAAGGAUGGUUUGUCUCAUACAUUGAUCGCAGCCCCGAAGCAAUGGAGCGCCAGGCAAAGGCCGAACGCAAGGAAAAGAUGGAAAAGGACGACGAGGAGCGAAUGACUGAUUUUAUUGAAAAACAAAUCAAAAAGGCAAAGUCCAAGGACGAUGGCGACGACAGUGGGCAGGAAAAGUAUACCGAGCUUGUACGGGAAGAGGCCGAGCCGCUUAAAUUGGACAUCCGAUUGGAGAAAAAGUUCCAGCCCGAAUCGAUCUUGGGAAAAUCGGCGCUAUUGGCAAAGCGACCGAACUCUGAGAUUGACGAAAAAGUCUUCAAGAAGCCCAGGUCGAUGUUGGUGGAAAAAGGCGGUUCCCAUUCCAAAUCAGCGCUGGAUGAGAUCAUCCAACAGGAGGAAGCGAAAAAAGAACGCGCCAACCGCAAGGAUUAUUGGCUGCACAAAAACAUUGUGGUGAAAUUCAUCUCAAAGUCCAUGGGCGACAAGUUUUUCAAGCAAAAAGCGGUUGUGCAGGAACUAGUCGAUAAGUAUCAAGCGAAAAUCAAAUUCCUUGAUACGGGCGAAAAGCUCAAAGUGGAUCAGGCGCAUUUGGAGACUGUGAUACCGGCCAUGGGCAAAACAGUGUUGGUUGUUAAUGGCGCCUAUCGCGGCUCAGAGGCUCUGCUGAAAAAGCUAGACGAGCGCAAGUUUUCCGUCAGCAUUGAGAUACUCCACGGACCGCUCAAGGGACGAAUAGUCGAUAAUGUACAGUACGAAGAUAUAUCCAAAUUAUAUGACACAUAGCAUAAAAAAGUAGGAUUAUAUGUAAAUAAUUUUAUAAGAUUUAUAGGAAGGAUAUUGUGCCGUUUUUUAAAGAUUACAAGCUAAGAUUACAUUUAUGAAAAUAUACAUGCUCUACCACA
Messenger RNA from Drosophila persimilis, 1327 nucleotides. It is a transcript of the gene kin17, whose product is annotated as DNA/RNA-binding protein KIN17. The transcript is spliced from 2 exons. The record is from RefSeq and is a predicted model, not a curated record. NCBI's taxonomy places the organism in Eukaryota, Metazoa, Arthropoda, Insecta, Diptera, Drosophilidae. Gene Ontology annotation, biological process: DNA damage response; DNA replication. Gene Ontology annotation, cellular component: nucleus. Gene Ontology annotation, molecular function: double-stranded DNA binding. The coding region runs from base 24 to 1208 and encodes 394 amino acids.